AAUGCUCCUAUCUUCAACUGCCACAAAUAAUGGUUUCUAUUUUCGACAUGAGCUCUAGCAACAAUUCGCUGUUGAUAUGGGCCUAUGCCAUCGGAUGCUUUGAUCUGAUCAGCGCCCUGCUUUUUUCCAUGGUCAGCUUGAAGACAAUUUGCGAUCAUCUGAGUUGGUUGACCAUUUUUGCCGCUGUUUUUGGCCUUUUUUGGAUAACAAUGAUUGUGAUGCUGCUGGUUGGCAUUCAUGGGCGCAAUCCCAGAUGUGUUCGUGCCUGGAUUAUCUUCUCCUGCGUGGGCAUCAUGGUCGAGAUGUGCCUGGUGUUGUAUGCCGUUUUCAACGAGAGCACUUUCCAAAUGGGUGUGGUCAAAAAUGGAUUGUUACUCAUGCUGGGAUUGCUUGUGGAGUGCGCUUUCCUGUACAUCGUUCAACGAUUUUACGUGACUUUGGCCUUUUGUCAAGCCUGUCAUAAUGCUAAAACCUCAAAGAUGGAACAAAGUCAAGCUUGUACGAAUUAUGAAAGAGAAUGCAAUCGCCAGAGGCAGCAUUAUAACAAUGACCAGUCCAAAAGAAAUCAUAUCCAAAAUCGCAAGGGAAACAUAGUUCUAAACGCACCAACUCAACCCAUGAAGCUGAGUUCUUUUCGACCUUCUGUCAGCAGCUCGAUAACGUAAAGUGCAGGCUUCUA
Messenger RNA from Drosophila santomea, 679 nucleotides. RefSeq lists its product as uncharacterized. The record is from RefSeq and is a predicted model, not a curated record. Lineage: Eukaryota; Metazoa; Arthropoda; Insecta; Diptera; Drosophilidae. The transcript has 4 exons. Bases 30 to 665 code for a protein of 211 amino acids.